Molecule: messenger RNA, 3944 nt
Organism: Girardinichthys multiradiatus
Lineage: Eukaryota; Metazoa; Chordata; Actinopteri; Cyprinodontiformes; Goodeidae
Product: UDP-glucuronosyltransferase 2C1-like
Exons: 4
Coding region: 161-1915 (584 amino acids)
Molecular function (GO): UDP-glycosyltransferase activity
Source: RefSeq, a predicted model, not a curated record
GCACGUUCGUCAGAAAACAGCUCAAGGCUUCAUAGCGGCACAACACGGACUUUACCAGCAUAAACAUUUUGCAUCCCUUGGACAGCGGAGCGAGUACUACAUCUAAAGUUCAGCACAUAGCCCUUCCUUCUGGUCCUAAAACUCUGCCUGAAGCUCUCACAUGCUGAACUUUGUCCCAAUCACCUCACUGCCAAACCCCACCACGUUUCUCUGCAUGCUGAAGCUGAGAGUCCUUUCAGCCUUUGCUCUGAGGGAGACUGGAAGCACAAACAGAGAGCGCAGGUUUCAAGGAGAGGUAUCUGCUGGCUGCGACGCUCCCGAAUUUCUUUCAGAGAUGCAUAGGCUGACCCUGAUGACACUGGCAGUGUUGCUCUGCUCAUCGUCCUUGGUAAAUGGGGGAAAAGUCUUGGUCUUUCCUAUGGAUGGAAGUCACUGGGUAAACAUGAAUGUCAUCAUAGAAGAGCUUCAUGCUAGAGGCCAUGAAGUUACAGUGGUGUUGCCAUCUGGUGCCUGGUACAUCAAGCCAAACUCUCCCCACUACAAGUCCAUUACUAUAAACCUUUCUGCAGGAUAUGAUACAAAAAGCUUUGAAUUAUAUGUUACAAGAAUCCUGAACAGUAGGCGCAACGGUUCUUCAUUGUGGACCCGCAUAUCUUUAGAGUUCGAUGUACUUACACAGUUCUAUCGGAUGCAUAUGCAGGGACUUCAGAUGGCUAAACAAAUUUUUGAGGAUGAAGAAAUGAUGCGGAACCUCCGGGAUGCCAAAUAUGAUUUGGUUCUUACAGAUCCUGCAGUAGGUGGAGGUGUUCUUCUUGGUCAUCGUUUGGGUCUUCCACUUGUCUUUAAUGUCAGGUGGUCUAUUCAGGGUGAGGGGCAUUUUGUUAUUGCACCCUCCCCACUCUCGUAUGUCCCAAUACCAGGAUCAGAGUUGACUGACAGGAUGACAUUCAUGCAGAGGGUCAAGAACGUCCUCAUUUAUAUCAUAACAUGUAUUCAGUUUUGGUAUAUUGUCGAACCACUCUAUUCACCAUUUGUCCAUCAUCACUUUGGCAAAGAUGUACAUUACAUGGAGCUGUUUCAGGCGGCUGACAUCUGGCUGAUGAGAAACGAUUUCACCUUUGAGUUUCCACGACCAACAAUGCCAAACAUCAUCUACAUGUCAGGAUUCCAGUGCAAACCCUCCAAACCUCUUCCCAAAGAACUGGAGGAAUUUGUACAGAGUUCUGGAGAACAUGGUGUCAUUGUGAUGACAUUGGGGACAUUGGUUGAACAUCUUCCAGAGGACCUCACUGAGGAAAUUGCUGCUGCUUUUGCUGAACUUCCCCAGAAGGUGAUCUGGAGGCACAAAGGAAAGAAACCGUCCAUCCUUGGCAAAAAUACCUUAAUCUUGGACUGGUUACCUCAAAAUGACCUUCUGGGCCAUCCUAAAACCAAAGUGUUUGUGGCUCAUGGAGGCACCAAUGGAAUGCAAGAGGCCAUCUAUCACGGUGUGCCCCUGGUCGGCCUGCCCCUCAUGUUUGAUCAGCAAGACAACUUCUUCAGGAUGGCAUCAAGAGGGGUGGCCAAAGUCCUUGACAUUGCAACAGUAAAUAAAAACAUCUUCUUGGAGGCUCUGAAGGAGGUUCUCUAUGAACCUUCCUACAGAGAGAAGAUGAAGGAGCUGUCCAGCCUCCACAGAGAUCAGCCCAUGAAACCUUUGGACCGAGCCAUCUUCUGGAUCGAGUUUGUCAUGAGGCAUAAAGGAGCGGCUCAUUUGAGAACAGAGUCCUAUAAGAUGUCAAAAAUCCAGUACCACUCCUUUGAUGUUUUGGCAUUCCUGUUGACAAUUGUUCUACUGCUCUUUACUAUUAUUAUUUAUGUAGUCAGGUUUCUCUGGAAGAAACUCUUUUAUAGAAGCAAAGCUAAAAAGGAAUGAUGAAAUUGCUUCCAGAUUGAAGCACAUGUAUCCUAAAUAGUGCAGUUGGCAACAAUGCAUGUUAGAUUUUUAUGUCUUCCAGUAUAAAUUAUUCAGCAAUAAAUUAUUCGAGUAACUAAUAAGAUAAAAUGUUGAAGUUUAACCUCUCACUAUUCAGAAAUGUCAAACAAGAAUGUCAUGUCAGUAUUUUUGGUCACGUCAUCUUUUAGGGAUAUCUGAAACUGUAAAUAAUGGGCAAAGAUCAGUAAAAGCAGGUUUUCAGUAGGAAAAAAUCUGUAACUGAAAGGUGUGCUUGUUUUUCCCAAUCAUUUCAAACCAAUGAUUUAAACUUGUAAUACAGGCAUAUUUAUUUCACCGUAAAUCAAUUAAACAAGUUGAUGAACAUUACUGAGUGAGAUUUUGGUUUAACGUUACAUUUCUGUUGUCGAGAACUCAAUGUUUAGAUUGACAACUUAAACGUGUGAACUUCCAGGAUAUCUGGAAACUACAAAAUAGGAGUUUGUAACUUAAAUUAGAGAUGCCAACCUGCAAACUAUUCAUAAAACAAACUAACUUUGACAAAAUGCUCUCUGAUUCAUCCCUAUGUUAAUAAAAAUUGUCUUAAAACAUUUUAUUAUGUUUGCUGAUCUCUACAGAUCAACAUCAAUUUAGAUCAUGACAUAAACAUAAAAAUGAAAUACCUUUUAAGAGCUAAACUGCCCCCAUCCUCACCCGAAGUCUCAAAACAUGUCAACACAAAAAAUAAAAGAUAAAUCCUAAUAUCUGGCAUGUAAAUGUGUAACAUCAAGUAAAGUAACAUAAAGUUAAAACCCAGCUUUAAUAACCAAUAAUAAGCUGCUUCUUUCUAGAAAUGUCUGCCAAACAUGUCCUAUCCUCCACUGUUUACCUGGUAAUCUGGCUUAUUUAGCAGAAUUUCAAACUAUUAGGCUCUUUAAGAUCAUUUUGUAUUAAACAUUUUUAGGCUUUUAUCUUACAACUCAGUAUUUGUAAGUAUUAUAUUGCUGUUUUCUCAUUAUUACAAACUAAUGAAUGAGAGCCCUAUCUAAAACGCUCUGAUUAGACAAAGGAAAGAAACCUGCUUAUAACAUCAUUCCAAGGUGACUCUCUUAAGGCCUGGGGCCCCUACAUGUCUGUGAAUUCUUCCCUGGCAUGUUGAUAGAACUCAAGGCCCAGAACGAUAUCUUUGUCUUGUACGCUCCAGUCUGGGAACCAUCUGUGAGACUGCUGCAGCAGGGAGAACGGGGAGGGGGGAGUGAAUACCUUCAUCAGGUCAGAAAGAGUAUCAGAUCACAUAGCAAGGAUAGCACGGGUAUUUUCUGAAUGAAAUGUAACGAUGAGAUGGGAAACACGCCUUCUAAUAAGGUCUAUGUUUGUCUCGUCACCUUCCACAGAAUGUUUUCCCAAAGAUCUUGGGGAUCAUCAAGAUAUUUUUACGAAAUGUGAGAUUGGCAUUAGUGUUCUUUAUGGUCAGCAGAGGUUUUGGCAUUUGAUUUCUCCAACUGAGGCCAUUUUUGCUCAGUCUCUCGUUCGUAUUGUUAAAUCAUGAACUCUGACCUUAACUGCGGCCGUGAGGCCUGCAGAGCUUUAAAUGUUGUUUUGUGUUCUUCUGUAACCUCCCAGUUGAGUUGUCUAAGAGGUCUUUGAUUAAUUUUGGUAAGCCAUCCACUCCUGAGAACGUUCACCACUGUUUCAUGUUUUCUGUAUUUAACAAUUCUCACUGUGGUUCUCUGGAGUCCCAAAGUCUUAGAAAAGACUUUGUAACCCUUUCCAGGCUGAUAAGAUGUCAAUAAAUGUUUUUCAACCAUUUUUGAAUUGCUUUGAUGGGGGCACGGUAUGUUGUUUGUUGAGAUAUUUCAGCCUACAUCAUGUUGUCAGACAGGUUCUAUUUAGGUGCUAGUGAAACUCAAUCUAAAAUUAGAUUAAUCACAAUUAAUUCAUAAUUUAGCAAUGGAGGCAAUUCAAUUUUCCUGCACAGCCUGGUUGGUUUGGGAAGCUUUGUUGCAUAAUAAAUGAAAUCAUCACCUGAAAA